Vigna umbellata (rice bean) is the source of this 593-nucleotide messenger RNA. NCBI's taxonomy places the organism in Eukaryota, Viridiplantae, Streptophyta, Magnoliopsida, Fabales, Fabaceae. The record is from RefSeq and is a predicted model, not a curated record.
AAAGGCAAGAAAUGUCAAAAACAAACCCGUGUUCCAAUAUCCUAGCAUAAAAGCUAAACAAAACACACGGGGUUUCAGGAUUUGCAAUAGUUUUGAAUAUACAGUUUGAUGGCUGGUGGUGUGAAAAAAUACCCUCUCUUCUUCACAAUCUUCGUUCCAGAGCAACACUCUCAAACUAUGAAAGUUCCAAAGGUGUUUUUGAAGAAAUUGAAUGAAGACUUGUCGAGUAAUGCAGUUCUCAGUAGCUCUUCUUCUGGUGACAAGUGGCAAGUAAGUGUUCUAAAGAAAGGAAACGAAGUGUAUAUGCAAAAUGGUUGGCCUAAGUUUGUGACAGAUAGUUCAAUUGUGCUUCAUGAUGUACUGCUUUUUACAUAUCAUGGAGAGAACUGUUUCCAUGUUCAAAUUUUUGAUAAGAAUGGAGUGGAGAGGUUAUGCCUCAAAGAAACAACACAAGAAAAAAAAGAUAUGCCUUGCAGAAACAAAGGCUUUAUUUUUACUGGUAGUGAGACAAUGAAAACAGGGCAAAAACAAACUGCCACCCCAAGUUUGGCAAGGACAAAGAAGAAAAAAGAAAGACAUUUUUCUCCUGGAAA